CUCUUCUACGUCACUGGCUGUGACCCCACACCAACACUCAGCAUGUUCAUGGACACCAACACUGAAGGCACGAGCGACAGCGUGUACGAUGGCCGUGACCGCCUUGCUGGGCUGCCCGACGAGGUUUUGUUGCAGCUUUUCGAGACGUUGGGUCGCAUGUCGAAGCGUGACUUGUGCAACGUAUCGCGAUUGAACAAACGCUGCCAUCGACUUGGUGACGUUGUGCUAUACAAGAGCAUCCUUUUCGAAACACCAGAAUUACAUCUUACAUUCAGUGAGUCGCUCGGCCGGCGACCACGCCGUGGCUCCGCUAUCUAUGAAGUAAAGCUGGCGUAUCCAUCGUCAGAGCUAUCCCAGCUAGCGCUCGAUGCACCGCUCCGCAACCAUUACGAUCCGUCGCAUUCGUUAUCGAGGAUGUCUAAUCUGGAGAAACUAGAAAUCUCGUUGCCAGACAAGCUUUUGCAUGGUAUUGGAUGCCUGUUCAAUGGACCAUUCGACCUAGCCUGCCUCAAGACGUGUACACUAUUCUAUCAAUGCACCGACGAUCAAUACUGGGAUCUGCGCGAGAACAUACAUAUCUUUGCCCAUCCCACUCUUCAAAGUCUCACCAUCCGGAGAGCAAAGCUAGACGAUCGAGGUUUCGAUUCCCUCGAACGGCCUCAUGAGACAGCGUUGAAAUCGUUGCAUUUGAUCGAAUGCGACAUCAACGACGAUACGCUACUCGACGUCUUAGAGUUUCCCAUAGCGUUGGAGGAGUUUGUCAUGACUCAAAUCGAUGAACCGGAACCAGAGUUAGAAGAGAGCUCCGACAACUUCAGCGACUACAUCGUUGCGCUUGAUUCGCAAGCCCAUUCUCUCAAAAGCGUCACAAUCGACUUCCCAACGUUGGGCUGUCGCAAAGCAUUACGACUCAGAGAGUUUGAAGCGCUGAAGACUCUACGAAUUAACUGGGACUAUCAGCUCUUCGGCAAAUCGUCGAAGAAGCCCCGCCUACAUUCGGUUGGUCUUCCUCCAGAGCUUGAGGUCCUUGAAUUCUUCAAUGAGCUAGGCAACGAUGUGGAAGUGACAGAUCUAUUGCUCAACAUGAUUGAGAACAGAAAUGUUGUCGCGCGAACGUUAAAGACUAUGAUUGUGGUUGAGGGUAAUGAAAGCAUAGUGAAAAAUAUCAAAAACGCUUGCAAGAAGCAGGGUAUACAGCUAGAUGUUAUUGGCGCGAUGGACAUAGACACAGACUAAAUACUGGAGGUUGUAAAAGCUCAAUAUAGCCCGA
Molecule: messenger RNA, 1270 nt
Organism: Dothidotthia symphoricarpi CBS 119687
Lineage: Eukaryota; Fungi; Ascomycota; Dothideomycetes; Pleosporales; Dothidotthiaceae
Exons: 1
Coding region: 43-1236 (397 amino acids)
Molecular function (GO): protein binding
Source: RefSeq, a predicted model, not a curated record